Molecule: messenger RNA, 8101 nt
Organism: Austrofundulus limnaeus
Lineage: Eukaryota; Metazoa; Chordata; Actinopteri; Cyprinodontiformes; Rivulidae
Product: fibrillin-2
Biological process (GO): cell-matrix adhesion
Molecular function (GO): calcium ion binding; heparin binding
Source: RefSeq, a predicted model, not a curated record
AGUUUUUCCUCUCCACCGUUUGCUCAGGAUGGAGACUGUGAUGAAGUGAUUCAACACAAUCUGCUGCUUUACACUGGUAGUUUUUGUGUGCAGAGACCUGACACCAGAGGUUUAAAUGUCAAAGAAGUGGCUUUUAUAUGGAGCUGGGUGGAGGAACGGUAAAAACAGGAAGGUUCUGGAGAACUGGGGUUCUGUUUUACACACAGAGACCAACGAAGACCAGCGGAGACAUGGAGGACCCACACAGGACCACCAAACACCUGAAGUUUUCUCUCUUUAGGCUGUUAGUACUCAUCACAGUGCUGGGAUCCUGCUGUGCAGCUGUUGUUGACCAGAAAGACUGUGAAGCUGAAGGCAUCCGCUGCCAUCCUCAGGCCGACUGCAUGAAGAUCAGYAACAACUUCACGUGUGUGUGCCAGACAGGCUUUCAGGGAAACGGUCUGCAGUGCUCUGAUGUUGACGAAUGUCUGAGUCUCCUCCACAACUGUCACUCCAAGGCUCGCUGCGACAACACCCAAGGCAGCUACAUCUGCACCUGCCUCAGCGGAUACGUUGGAGAUGGAAAAAAUUGCCAGGACAUCAACGAGUGUCUAACAGCGAAUGGUGGCUGUGACCCCACUGCUGUUUGUACCAACACUGAUGGAGCGAGGCAGUGUAAAUGCAGCACAGGCUUCGUAGGCGACGGCUUUAAGUGCACUGAUGUCAAUGAAUGUUCGAACCAACAGCUCUGCCACUGGAACGCCACCUGCACCAACAACCCUGGCUCUUAUCUGUGCACGUGUAACACUGGCUACAAAGGAAAUGGGAACUACCUGUGUUUAGACAUUGAUGAGUGUUCAGAGAACCCUCGUGUGUGUUCUUCUUCAUUAGGAUAUAAUGGUUGUACAAACCUGCCCGGCUCUUACCGCUGCACCUGCAGCACUGGCUAUCAAAGUAACGGACAGAGCUGUGCAGACAUCGAUGAGUGUGCAGCCAACAUCUGCAGCCCUUACUCAGAUUGUAAAAACACUGUUGGGUCCUACCAGUGUAGCUGCAGAAGUGGGUUUGUGGGAAACGGGUUGACAUGUGUAGAUAUAAACGAAUGCAUCUCAGGCAACACAUGCAGUUCCAAGGCUCUUUGCAUCAACAGACUGGGCAGCUACGAGUGCUCCUGCCUGGAAGGUUACCUUGGAGAUGGGCGACAGUGUGAAGACAUUAAUGAGUGUGCUCAGCCGAACAUUUGUCCGUCUACCACCACUUGUGUCAACACUGGAGGGUCAUACAAGUGUGACUGCGGCAGCGGCUUCAUCUUCAACAACUCCAGGUGCGCUGACAUCGAUGAAUGUCAAGCAGGUCGCUGCAGCCCCAACGCAAGCUGCACUAAUUCCCCCGGUUCCUUUUCUUGUCAGUGCCUGACGGGCUUCAGUGGAGAUGGUUUCACCUGUACAGACAUAGAUGAAUGCUCUCUGACAUCACGGUGCCACUCCAAUGCUGUUUGCAGUAACCUUCCUGGCUCCUACAGCUGCACCUGUAAGCUGGGCUAUUCUGGGAAUGGAAAAGUCCAGUGCAGCGAUGUGAAUGAGUGUUCUGUCAGUAACGGAGGUUGCAGUAACAGAGCAACAUGCAUCAACUCUCAGGGUUCUUUCAGUUGCCAGUGCCCAUCAGGUUUCGACCUGAUCAAUAAAACAAUUUGCCAAGAUAAGAAUGAGUGUAAAGAACGGACGAAUCCAUGUGGACUGAAUGAAGACUGCAGGAACACUGAUGGGUCCUAUGAGUGCCCUUGUCAGACUGGGUAUUACCGUCCUACCAGCAGCAUGGGCUGUGUUGAUAAGGAUGAGUGUCAGGACAAACCAUGUCACAUCAAUGCCACCUGUCUGAACACUGUGGGGUCGUACACCUGCACCUGUAAGGGAGGCUUUACUGGAAACGGCUCCCAGUGUGUGGAUAUAGAUGAGUGCACUAAGGUUGGUUCGUGCCAUGCGAGGGCUAAAUGCCACAACUUCAUUGGAGACUUCUCCUGCGUUUGUCAAGAAGGUUUCAGUGGAAACGGCUUCUUGUGUCAGGAUGUGGACGAAUGUUCGCUCUCUAACACCACCUGCCCUGCCUUUUCUCACUGUGUCAACUCACCUGGUGCUUAUGUUUGCUCCUGUUUGAAUGGUACAGUCGCCUCCAAUCACACCUGUGUGACCCCUGCUUCCCUGUGUGAUCCUUCCUGCGACAGUAAGGGCCUGUGCCAUCGCUCACCUUCUGAAUACCAGUGUGUUUGUGAUGUGGGCUACGAAGGAGAUGGACUGACCUGCUUUGACAUAGACGAGUGUCAGGUGGAAAAUAUUUGUCCUGAAAAUACGACAAAAUGUGUGAAUAGCCCAGGAUCGUUUUCUUGUGUGUGCAGAGAAGGCUACACCCUCAACAGGACACAAUGUGUUGAUGUGGAUGAGUGUGAGACUCGGCAGCAGGACUGCAGUCAGUUUGCAGAGUGUUUAAACUCAGUUGGAAGUUUUUCCUGCUCUUGUUUCCGUGGUUUUACAGGCGACGGGAAGAAUUGCUCUGACUUUGAUGAGUGCCAACACCAAAAUGGAGGAUGCCACCCAGUUGCCACCUGCACUAACGUGCCUGGAUCUUUCUCCUGCAUGUGCCCCCUUGGUAUGGAGGGCAACGGAUUUUACUGUCAGGAUAUAAACGAAUGUGAGACAAACUCUACCUGGCCACACAACUGCAGCACCCAGGCACUGUGCCUCAACACAGAGGGUUCCUACCUGUGCCAGUGUACAGAUGGAUACCACGGUGACGGCUUUGUCUGUGAGGAUGUGGAUGAAUGCCAGUGGCCCACAGCUUGCAGUAAGAACUUGACCUGCCACAACAUCCCUGGUUCCUACAGUUGUUCCUGUAGUUUGGGACGUGUGUAUCCGGAGGGCACAUGUGUGAGUGAAGACACCUGCCGAAAUGCCAGCAGCAGGUGCCACGUUCAUGCUCAGUGCCACCCCUACCAGGGUUCCUUCUACUGUGGAUGUGCAGAGGGUUAUGAAGGAAAUGGUACUAACUGCCUGGAUGUAGAUGAAUGUGACCAAUCACAGGAGCCCUGUCCUGUUUCAUCCGACUGCUUCAACACAAACGGUUCUUAUGUCUGCAGAUGUUGGCAGGGUUUUCGUAUGAACGGAACACACUGUCAGGACAUAGAUGAGUGUGGAACACAGAACUUUACCUGCCCUCAACACAGCACCUGUUUGAAUCUACAGGGGAGCUACAACUGCACCUGUGACCCUGGUUUCCACAGCAACAAAUCCCUCUGUCUGGACAUCGAUGAGUGUUACCUUGGCCUCAUUCAGUGUCCGAACUUCUCCAGAUGCAUAAACACCAUUGGAUCUUCCAUCUGUGAGUGCUGGACGGGUUACAAAGGCAACAGCAGCGGCUGUGAGGAUAUCAAUGAAUGUCUGGAUCCCUCCACCUGCCCUGAACACAGCACCUGUGUGAACACUAAUGGAAGCUACCAGUGUCCCUGUGACCCAGGAUUCUCCAGCACCACUGGCCUGUGUGUGGACACUGACGAAUGCAGAGGGCAGAAGGACAUCUGCACAAACGGGACGUGCAGGAACACCGUCGGAUCUUUUUAUUGUGAUUGUUUCCGAGGGUUUUGGAGUAARGGGACUGAAUGUGUCGAUGUAAAUGAAUGUUCCCGUUCCCUGAACUCCUCAGUGUGCCAACCUCAUUCCACAUGUGUCAACGUGCCAGGGUCGUACCAGUGCCUCUGUGAGCCAGGCUUUGUUCUGAAUAAAACAGAGUGUCAGGAUGUGGAUGAGUGUUCUCACCCAGAACCCAGCCUUUGUCAGGAGCACUCGUUUUGUAACAACACCGUGGGGUCUUACAGCUGUUUGUGCUUCUCUGGAUACAAAGAUGUUGGUUUGAGUUGUGAGGAUAUCAACGAAUGUUCAAACACCUCCGCCUGUCGCUCUGACCAGGUGUGCACCAACCUGCCUGGAUCAUACAACUGCUCCUGCCCUCUGGGGUAUCACGAGGAAGGGGGUGUGUGUGUUGACAACAAUGAAUGUGAGAAGUCCCCCUGCCAUACUCUGGCAUACUGCUGGAACAGUCCAGGCUCCUUCUCAUGCCGCUGCCAUGAAGGCUUUGCUGGAAACGGCUCCUUGUGCACAGAUGUGGACGAGUGCACUGGAUCAACAAACCCUUGUCAUCAUCUGGCCCAGUGUCACAACACUCCAGGAUCGUUCGUGUGUGUGUGUAAGCCAGGCUACAUCAGCAUUGGCUCGUUGUGCGUGGACAUGGAUGAAUGUCUGCAGGAAUCAGGGAUCUGUCCCUCUGCUGCCACCUGCACCAACCAGGCAGGAAGAUUCAGGUGCACCUGCAGACCCGGCUGGAAGCCUAUCAGCACUAACGGCAACGGACAAGAUGGAUGUGUGGACCUAAACGAGUGUGUGUCCCACACAUGUGCCCAGCAAUUAUCCUGUGCCAACCUACCAGGAAGCUUCACCUGUUCCUGUCCAGAAAGCAGCUCAGUUUGCAGAAACUUGACUCAGAUGGAGGGAACCCUGUACCCAUACGGAGCAGGAGCAGCAGAUAAAGAAGUUCAGAUCGACUCAGAAGAUGGAAGUUCUCCGUACAUCUGGCCUCCGAUGGGUUUUCCCUUCAUGGGAAAAUCUUACGACAAGAUUUCUUUUUCAGACAACGGUCUGGUCCAGUUUCAGAUGGCCUCGGACAACGAUCAGUACCUGCUUCCAUCUCCCUCCGCCAGUGGUUUCCCUGAAGACAUGAAGCUCUCGUUGUUGGCGGUGUUUUGGGAUGAUGCUGACCUCACUAAGGGGAACGGGAAGCUGCACUAUCAGGAAUAUAGUAAAGGAGGCGUGUCAGAUGUUUACUCUCAGGUGGUUUUUAAUCGAACRGCAGACCAAGUGACAAAGUUUGAGGUUCUGAAUGGAAGAUCCUCCUUUUCUCCAGCCUGGAUCCUGAAGAUCACYUGGGAAAAUGUGAUGCCUGUGUCCUAUCAGAAGAUGAACGUCUCUGAGACAAACACCUUCCAGUGCAUCCUGACCACAGAUGGAGUCCGGUCCUUCGCUCUCCUCAGAUAUGGGGACAUGAACUGGGGUCCUGGCUUGAGGAAGUACCACGAUGCUCUUAUUGGCUACACAGAUGGCAUCUUCUCAGUAAAGGAGCCCACCGUCCCUCCAGGAAACCUCUUUGGGCCUGGGGGCAGGUACAGGCCUCAGCAGGUUACAGGAACUCUGGGUAAACUAGGCCAGCUGCUGUAUAACCUGACUGGACAGGAAGGCUCUGGACUCAGUCCUCAGAUCAGGUGCCAGGCGUGGGCGUCCAAGGAGCCGGACCCUGUUGAGUGGAUGGGAGGGGGGUCCUCCUGUCCCUGUAGUCUGUCCCAGGCUCUGGCAGACCUGUCCUUCCUACAGGACACCACGGAUCCAGGUCCGAGUCUGAAGCAGCUGAGGGAUGAGCUGUGGGGAGGUGCUACAGGAUACAUCUUCAGGUCACUGCUGUCCAACAGAUCCGGUGCAGGAAAGAUGUGUGUGUAUGAACCAGAAGGUGCCCUGCUGGCCGGGAUCAACGUACGCUACUUCACUGAAUACAACACGCAGAAAUACUACGAUGAAGACCUCCUGCCGUUCCAAUGGUGCUGCAUUAACUCCAGUCUGUGCCAGCUUUACCUGAACAAGAGGCCGAUGGACAACUGUCAGAGCUCCAGCUGGAACAGCCCUGGUGGAUCGUCGCUGUCCAAGAGGGACCCACAGGGCAUCGCCAUGGUGUACGGCAGCCUUCACUUCAUCACAUUUGAUGGAAGCCAGUACUCCUUCAAGGCUCUGGGGGAGUUUGUCUUGUUGCGUCUGUCCUCCACAAGUGGCUCUAACAUCUUCACCCUACAAGGACAGAUUGGACGACUACAGACAGAAUCAAAAGGGACCAUAGAGGUCCCAGCAGUGGUUCGCAUGGCUGCCUUCUACCAAGGCAUCGGCAAGGUUGAAUGGAGAUGUUCAGACAGAAACAGUGGACUACAGAUGUUUGUGGAUGAUGUUGAAGUUCCGGUCAGAAUUGGUGUGGUGCAUGUGAAAGAGAAGGUCUUUGCUGCUCGUUGUGUCUCUGUGAGUCUAUGUUCAGCCGUGUAUGCCAGUGGUCUCCACGUGGUCGUGUGGCGAGGUCUAGGCAAUAAUCAGAUGGCCGCCAUGGUGGAAGUCCCUCAGAACUUCUUCAAUCGUACUGUGGGCCUUCUGGGUUUCUGGAGCUCCAACCGCUCUGAUGAUUUCCUCACGUCGGAUGGGAAGAUCCUUCGUUCAGAGCAACUCAACCCCCCAGAUGAAGGGAAGCUGCAGUCCUUUGGCCUGUCCUGGACAGUCCCAGGACCAGAGAGCCUGCUGCACUCUUUGCCUCCAAACGUUUCUCUAUCACCUGUCUCCACCGAGCUCCUGCUGGAGAGCACCAGUCCAUCCAAGCUGGACGAGCUGAAGAAAAUGUGUAAGAACAGCAUGCCCUGUGUCCAUGACACUCUAGCAUCUGGUGUCCCUGAUGUGGGCCAACAGGCCCUGGAUGCCGAGACCCAGUUCCAAAACCUGGCUCUGAUUUAUGGUUGCAGGAUGUCUGUGUCCAAAGGGUUACAGCGGGACGUUUUGUGGCAACAGAAGUGACACAUGUCGAGGUAAACCCUGUUUCCGGGGGGUGCAGUGUCAGUCUGGAUCAGUACCGGCUCAGUUCAUCUGUGCAGCGUGUCCUGAUAACACCGUCUCUAAUGGGAAAGAAGGAUACAAGUGCUUUAACCACGACAUGUGCAGCCCACCUUUCCCCUUCCCCUGCCACAAAGACGCAGACUGUCUCAGCACCAAGCUCAACUACACGUGCACGUGCAAGCUGGGUUACACCGGGGAUGGACAAAACUGCACAGACAUCGAUGAAUGCACUGCGCUCAUGGCCUGUGAGAACGCCAAGUACGAGUGUAAAAACAGCCCUGGAUCAUAUGAGUGCACGUGUAAAUACAAGGACUCUAAGGGCAACGAAGGAUGUGGUGACUCCCCCAAUCCUCCAGGAUUCAACAUGUUUAAUGUGUCCUUGGGCUGGACCAACAGCAGAACUGAUGGACUGAAGCAGCUGGAAGGCAUCUUGCGUAAUGGUUUCACUAACAAAUUCUACAAUGUUAGCAAGAAAAGUCCAGGAGGAGGCUCCAGACCAGGUGUGGAAGAGUACCGUGUCAGUGUGUCGAGUGACACCCCAGACUGGUACAUCAGGGACUACCUGGCCCGAGGCAGCAGUCACUUUAACAUCAGCACCGUGGAGGUGGAUGAUCUGGACGAGUGCACGUCCAAGGAGGCGGUGUGUGUCUCGUUUGCUCUUUGCAUCAACACGUACGGAGGCUACAGGUGUGUUUGUAACGGCUCUGAUGGAAUGACUGAAGUGUUCGGACCCCAGUCCUGCUUAAGACAAGACAAAGUUGAACAGAACAGCACAGGAGCGGACCUGAUUCUGGCACUGGUUCUGGGUAUCGGCAUCCCUUUGCUUCUGCUCCUGCUGCUGGUGACACUGCUGUGCUGCUGCUGCCGCAGGAAGACCGUUUCUGGAGACAUCCCCGACUACUACCAAGAGCAAAUCCAGGAGCACCACAACCCCCCACCCUUUAACUACUCGGACCCCUCGCUGCAGUAUACAACCCACGUCAGUCCUCGGAUUAUAGACUACAUCCCCCCCAGGCAGCGCUACAGAUAGUCUACAGCCAGUUCUAACACUUUCCAACCUCCAACUCUGUCAACAAGAUGAGUCCUGUUUAAAAUAAUUUCUACAAAUGAUUCUGAAUGACUUUUAACAUCUGUUAGCAGACGAGUAGAGCUGAACAAGGCUGGUCCCUCAGAUGUCAGAACAUGUUAGUUAAAAUGAAAACUUCAGAAGAGCUUCUUAGUUUCCAGCAUUAAGCAAAAAAUCACCAUGUAGUUUGUUUACACCUGUUGUUUGUUUACACCUGUAGUUUGUUUACACCAGUAGUUUGUUUACACCUGUAGUUUGUUUACACCUGUUGUUUGUUUACACCUGUAGUUUGUUUACACCUGUAGUUUGUUUACACCUGUAGUUUGUUUACACCUGUAGUUUGUUUACACCUGUAGUUUGUUUACACCUGUAGUUUGUU